This is a messenger RNA of Cotesia glomerata, 3773 nucleotides long. RefSeq names its product polyhomeotic-proximal chromatin protein-like. The transcript has 11 exons. Gene Ontology annotation, cellular component: PRC1 complex. NCBI's taxonomy places the organism in Eukaryota, Metazoa, Arthropoda, Insecta, Hymenoptera, Braconidae. Bases 374 to 3661 code for a protein of 1095 amino acids. Gene Ontology annotation, molecular function: protein binding. The record is from RefSeq and is a predicted model, not a curated record.
AGGUGCCUCAGCCGAGGGGUGAGAGGAGCGAGGGGCGUAAUUUUACAAACUCCAAGCAGGGAACUCGAGUAGUCGACAGUGCUGGCUAUGUUCACGGUAUCAACACACCAAAUAUCCUCGGUGUUUAUUCAUGGAUUUUAACCGUACUUUCCUGGAAUUUUUGGAUAAUUUUUCUGGUGAUUUUUAUCAGUGUAGUCACAAAGUUUGAUUCUUCAAGUACAGUGUGAUUGUUUUUAAAAAGUGUGUGUCAACAAUGAUAAUUCAUUGGCGUGAUUUAAAACGUGUCUAGGUGUGACUGCGCAAUCGCCAUCAAGAAGAUUGAUAAAUCAAUAAAUAUCCACCAAGGAGAGAAAAAAAGGAAUUGCCAAGUUAGAUGAUGAUAAACGGUAUCGAGAUGCAGCAGCAACAGAAUGUCCAGCAGCAGCAACAGCUUCAGCAACAAAACCAGCAGCAGUCGCAGGGUCAGCAGCAGACAACAGGCCAGCAGCAGCAAGCCCAACAACAGGGCCAGCAAGAGAACCACGGACAGCAAGUGGCCCAGCAGAUCGCUCCCCAGCAACAAAUACAACAGGUAUCUGUUCAACAGCAACAACAGCCGCAAAACCAGCAGCAAGGAAAUGCUCAGCACAAUGUCACUCAGGUUCAAGUGCAGUCCCAAGUCGCGGCGAGCAUGCCUCAGCAGCUCCAAGGGGCGGUAGCCGUGUCGAUGCAGCAGCACCAGCAACAACCGGGGGUCUCGAUGGCUCUGGCAGGUCAGCAGGGCGCGACGACCAUCACCACCAUGGCUGCUCACCCCCAGGCAGUCCAGGUGAUCCAGCAGCCCAUGCAGAGCGGAGCUUACCAUCUCCAACAGCUUUACAACACUCAGGGAACACCAAUGCUUCUGCCUGGAAACCUGGCGCUUCACUCAAACCUCAACCCUUCCUCAAUCCAGGUCAUCACUGCCGGUAAACCGUUUCAAUCUGCUGGACAGUUGACUCCUCACAUGCUAACCACUGCGUCCACUCAAGGACAGCCUGGUGGUCAUGCUGGACCUGGAGGUAAGGUUCAAGGUUUUCCAGCUGGCUACUUGCCUGUGCCCACUUCCAAUCCUGGGGGAGGUCAGACCCUGGUUUUUGGGCCCCUGGGUGUUCUUGGAUCGCCUCAGCCUCAACAGUCUCUUCAGCAACAGCAACAACAGCAGGGAGGCAACAAAGCUGAUCAAGUACAAAAAUACACAACGUGCACAGCUGGUACACAAAAUGCAGCUCGAGGAGGUGGAAUGCAAUUUGCACCAUGGCAAUUUACACCGCAAGUCGCGUGGGCCGGAUUACAACCACCGGGUACGACACUCCUCGCUGCACCUAAUCAGAUUUUUAUUAGAAGUCCCACGCAACCAGAAAUGUACAUACAAAGCCCGCAGCCAAUCCAGGCUCACAAUGCUAUAGCAACGCAGCAGCAGCUCCAGGGCGUUCAGCAGAUUGCAGCGGCCAGUGGAAAACCUCGAGUGAUGGACAUCCAGCAGCAAUCUCAGCAAGCUGGUAAACAAGGUGGUAGCGGACAGCGUCCUCUCAGUAUCUUGCCUUCCUCUCUUCAAGGUGUCCAGGGUGCUAACAUACGACCGGCUAGCUCGGUUUCUACGCAAACGGUCCAUGGAGUACAAACAACGGUACAAACACAGAGCGGCAAGGGCAGUGGGAGUGGUGGUAAAGGCCGUGGUAAGCCGGUGGUUCGCACAAGUCCCGGAACAAAUGCCUCACAAGGCACAACAAAAGCCGAUGCAGCCAAUCAAACGAAAUCUAAUGUCCAUCACGCUACAAUGAUAAUGCAACAACAGGCCAAUGCUACAAAUAAUAACGGAAACAGUAACAAAGUACUUAUAACAACGAAUUCACCGGUGGUUACUUCUGCGCAACCACCUGGCUCACCUAUGUCCACUGCUGACAAACAAAACUUUGGGCAACAAAACAAAACAGUAAUGCAAUCACCACAGCAGCAGCAGCAGCAGCAGCAGCAGCAGCAACAACAACAGCAACAGCAGGCCCAGCAACAGGCUCAACAGCAAGCCCAGCAACAGCAACAGCAACAGGUCCAGCAGCAAGCCCAGGCGACCUUGCAGACCUCUAAUCAACAGUACCAACACAUGAUCAUGCAACAGAUGCAAUUGCAGCACCAGCAGUUCCAGCAGCUCCAGCAGCAGCACCAACAACAACAACAGCAGCAGCAGCAGCAGCAGCAGCAACAGCAGCAGCAGCAAGCCCAAUCCACCCAGCAACAGAUACAACCGAAGCCGCUGAUGGGUAUGUCACCUCAACGUUUUUCCUACCCUCGUUUCAUGAACGGUGGCAUUAACUUAGGCAUGUGGUGUCCAGGCAUGGCUAUCCAGCCAUCUCAGCAACAGCCUGGCGUCGUUCUCGGAACCGAAAGACCCAUCAUGCCGGUAGUGUCAAUGGGUGGAGUUGGGGUUGGCGUUGCAACAACCUUGCAGAUGGGACAGGUCCAGCAGUCGAACAUGCCUGCGGUCCAGCAGCUGCCCAUGCCUGCAAUUAAUUCUGCGAUUAUUGGGAACCAAAUGGUUGGAGGAGCUCCCCAGGUCCAGGCGAUGCCGAUUCUGGCUCAACCCAGUGAAGUUCCUGCUCCACCCCAGGACAGCGCUAGCACUCCUAUGGUAGUUGCUAGUGAUAGGAAUCAAGCUACUGAAGGCUCGGUUGUGUUGCAGCAAAAUUGUGCUACUGAAGAAGCGAGACAGACUCCGAAGAAAGAGGAAGAAGUUAAAGAAGCUUCUGGUCCUAGUCAAGAUGAGUCUAAACAAUCAACUAAAGAAGAAACUGCCGCUAAAACUGAUGAUAAACUUUCCAACAACCCGUUGGUUAAUUUAGCCAAUGCUGUAAACUCAAUCACCAAUGGAAUUACUGAUGAACCAGCAAAUGCUGUAUCGACUCCGACAUCGAGCGGCAAACAAGCUCUUCCAAAGGCUUUGGUUAAACCACAAGUCCUGACUCAUGUUAUCGAAGGUUUUGUCAUCCAAGAAGCUUCUGAGCCGUUUGCAGUGAAUCGAUCCACGCUAAACGGAUCAGUCACCCAAGAAUCGAAUCUAUUAAACAGAAACAACAAUAUUAAUGAAAAAGACUCCCAUGAAGAACCUCCAAGUAAGAAAAGGAAAAAACAUACUGCUAAUUACUCCAAUGAAAAUGAGACAAUGUCCAAGUGCGAAGCGUGUGGUAACAACUUUGAUGAACAUACUAGUAAAUUCAAGAAAGAUAAAAGAUUCUGUUCUUCAAUAUGUGCAAAGAGUAAAAAACGUGAGACGCGUGAUCGCGAAGCUGCGGAUAAACAGUGGACGGACAUGGAUGUUGAUAGCAAGAAAGAUGAUCCAGCGAAGAAAAUUGCUGAAGAAAAAUCAGUUCUGCCUAUUGAAGAUCUUACUCCUAAAAUUAAUCCUAUCAAAUGGACGGUCAACGAAGUGUGCGACUUUAUUCGCAACUUACCAGGAUGUUCAGACUACGCAGAGGACUUUGCAAUCCAGGAGAUCGACGGUCAAGCUCUGAUGUUGCUCAAAGAAGACCACUUGAUGUCUGCAAUGAGCAUCAAACUAGGUCCAGCAUUGAAGAUAGUCGCUAAAAUAGACUCUAUGAGAAUAGACAACAGUGUUAGCACCUCACCCUCGUCAAAUAGCUCAUAAAUAUCCAUUCCGUCCUGGAUUAUAAUUACUUGAACAAUUAUUCUAUUGUGUACAAACUGCUACGUAUAAGACAGAAAUGAAGACACUAUCGUAUACGGUAUACUCAUGUCCG